AUGAACUCUAGAUGGCGCUCAGCGGGUGAAAGUCUGAUCGCAGCCGCGCAGUCGGAAAGAAGGAGGAGAAGAAGACUGGACCAUGUACAAGGUCGGAGGGGUUGCAGGAGUCUCUGGCACUCUGGGACUGAUCUCAGCCUCUGUGCUGGCGGCCGCUGAUGAUGACGAUGACAAACCCGGCACAGCUCUGAGUGUAGAUGAGCUGUCUCUCUACACGAGGCCGCAGCAGAAGAUCCAGCGUGUGCAGCCUGAGAGAGGGCAGGUGGAGGAGAGCGUGGCCACGCUGAGGAAGCUGGCAGAACCGUAUGCCACCCGGUGCCAGCAAACGGCCAGCGCGGCCAAACAGACAGUGCAGGUACCCAUGAGCACAUGCACACAUCGUCAUUACCCACGCUGCUCUCUGCCGCUCUCACACAUCUGGCUGUGUUUGGAAUAUUUUAGUUUGUCAUUUUUAGGGAUUUUUUUUUUGUCAUUUCAAGGCUCCAGGCUGAAGAAACUGAUCUACCCGACUGGUCUAAUGGCUGUAGCUGCGUCCAUGUAUUAUCCUCAAGAGGCCGUGACCGUCGCAAAGAACACAGGAGACACCGUAUACGACUGGGCGCUUCAGGCUUAUGUUGCUGUGGAGAAACUCAUCAAAGGCAAACCUGCCUCAAAGAAAGAUCAAGCAGAAAAGAGUUCCAGCGGGGAGACCAAAGCUUAGGUACAAAAUAUCAAAGAUCAUAAACAGCACGGAGACACAACACAGGUGCACACAAUGUACAAACAACAUUACUAUAGUCACAUCAAAUCCUUUCCCAAC
Molecule: messenger RNA, 799 nt
Organism: Sinocyclocheilus grahami
Lineage: Eukaryota; Metazoa; Chordata; Actinopteri; Cypriniformes; Cyprinidae
Gene: apooa
Product: apolipoprotein O, a
Exons: 8
Coding region: 83-700 (205 amino acids)
Biological process (GO): cristae formation
Cellular component (GO): MICOS complex
Source: RefSeq, a predicted model, not a curated record